AGGAAGCAAGCUCGGUUUGUUUCACAGUCUUAGUUCAUAAGCGAAUUGAUAACAGAAGAGGCUAAGGAAACAUAUUUCCUUUAUUUUCAUCAUGGAUAAUGAUGUCCCCGUGCAGACAAAGGACUGGAAGAAUACAAAGGAGGCGGUGGCGAACUUUCGACGACUGCUGCUUUGCUCCAAAUGCUCAAAUUUAAUGACGGAUCCUGUGUGUCUAGGAAUGUGCGAGCAUAUGCUGUGCAGGUCCUGUGCUGGCCCCCGGGCAGGAGAUGGCUGCGUGGUGUGCCAGAGUCCUGCGUGGGUGAAGGACAUCCAAAUCAACAGGCAGCUCAGCAGCAUCAUACAGCUCUUCUGUGGUUUGGAGUCUCUGCUUGAUCCCAUAAAACAUCCAGAUAAGGUUCAAACACAACCUAAGAGCCCCGUCUUUAAACACAAAAAGAACUUCAAGAUCUGGUUCAGCCCCCGUAGCCGCAAGGUGCGCUGCAUGGUGGAGAAGCCUUCAGAGGUCACUGUACUGGAGAGCACGUCUUCUGGAGAAACAGCUGCGGCACAGCCAGACUCCCUCACUGCUCAACACCAGGACCUGUCAGUUUUCAAUUUCACUUUGUCCUCCCAAGAUUCUAGCUCUUCUUGCCCUCAAACAUGCAAGAAUGAAAACAGGAAGAAGAGGUCAACUAAGAAAAAUGCCGCCAGCAGGAAGGUGCAAGGAGCCACUAGGACCACACGAAAACGGGCCAAGCAGGAGAUGAAGAAGAACAGGCUGGAGGCUAUAAACCAGCAAUGGGGGAUCACCAAGGAGGCAGAUGCCUUGAAGGAAAAGGAGCAGCCCUGUGCUGAAGGGGCGAGGAGGUCCAGUAAAAGAGUUUCCUUCCUAAGCCCCGCUGUCACGUCUGACGAGCCUCAGCCAGUAGUGCCACAGGGGAGUGCUAAUGAACUCAGCCCUAACAGAAGCACCACGAGGGAGAGUCUCCAAGUAGGCAGCACCACUGUACUGAAUGACCAAACCCAGCCUGGUCAGAGAAUGUCAGACAGUGUCGACCAGCAUGACAAACUGAGUGAAACUGACAAGCCUGAAAAACACCGAAAUGUGUCUCCCCCAAAGUCUUCCUCCAAGAGAUCCAGAUUGGAGGAGAAGGUCACCACCUUGGAGACCACACCAAAAAGGCCCAGGGCUUCCCCAGGCAGGGGGAGGAAAUCACAGAUGUCUCCUGCCGUUCUCAAUCCCCCAUCUUCUGCUAGCCCCAGGUUUGAUAAGAGAAUCAAAAACUCCAGAGGAGAGCAAGGAGACAGCCCCUCUGCCCGAGCAACUGUUGAUAGAAAAUCUCCCUGUUCUCCUGGUGCAUCUGUUGGACGUCCCACUUCAGGAAGCCCUGCGGUGAUGAAGAGGAACCACAAGGGAGAGAGCCUGCUGCAUCUAGCUGCUAUAAAGGGGGAUGUAGAGGCUGUCAAAGAACUGCUGGACCAGGGGGCUGACCCAAACCUGAAGGAUAAUGCUGGGUGGACACCUCUGCAUGAAGCAUGUAACCUGGGUUACCUGGCGGUUGUGGAGGUGUUGGUCUCUAGGGGAGCCCUGUUGAAUACGCCUGGCUAUGAAAAUGACUCACCACUCCACGAUGCUGUGAGGAACGGCCACCCAGCCAUUGUUAAACUGCUGCUACAGCUUGGAGCCUCGCAGAACGUACUUAAUCUGUAUGGAAAGCGGCCUGUAGAUUACGCAGUGAGUGUGGAGAUGCAGGAGAUUUUCCAGGAAGCCUCAGAAGGAACCCAAUAUGCUAACACAUCUCUGAGCCCGUCAGCCAGUCUCUCUAAGUUGAGCGACUGUGUGAGGAGGGAUGAAACGGUGGUGUUUCUGGCCAGCAAGCUGUCACAGCCAGAGCAGCUUCAAGUUGCCAAACUGGGAGAGCUACUGGGAGGGAGUAUGGCUGACACCUUCUCUGGCUCAGUGAGCCAUGUCGUGGUGCCAGAAGGACACAUGCCCACCACCAACUCCACCCUCCUGGGUCUUCUUGCUGGCUGCUGGGUUGUCAGAUUCAGCUGGGUGGAGGCAUGUCUGCAGGCAGGCAAGUGGAUACCCGAAACUGAACACGAAGCGGGAGAAGGCCCCCAGCGCAGUCGCGUCAACAGAUGCAGCUUGCUCCCACCGCUCUUCGAUGGCUGUUUCUUCUUCCUGCUUGGCUCCUUCAAGGCGCCUUCCAGAGACGAGCUCACCAAGCUGCUCCGGAAAGGAGGGGGUCAAUUUCUGAGCAGGCAGCCUAAGCCGGACAGCGAUGUAACACAAACCUUGAGUGCCGCUGCCUACCACGCACAGCCAGGCUCCGACCAGGCCCUCUGCACCCAGUACAUCAUCUAUGACCCUCAGGAACCUCACAGGCCGGCAGUGGUGAGGCGAGGUAAGGUGUGGUCAGCACCCUCCACCUGGCUCAUUGACUGUAUCACAGCAUUCCGCCUCCUCCCCGUGCCGGAUCCUCAAACAUCGAUCUAAACAUUUUUUCACAAAAUCAAAAUCUAUUCGUUGAGUAUGGUCAUCUUGGAGUUUUUUUUUAAAAUACACAAUAAUUAAGUUUACAUGAAUCACAAACAAUAAUGUAGCAAUA
This is a messenger RNA of Plectropomus leopardus (leopard coralgrouper), 2591 nucleotides long. RefSeq names its product BRCA1 associated RING domain 1 (gene bard1). Gene Ontology annotation, molecular function: protein binding; ubiquitin-protein transferase activity. The record is from RefSeq and is a predicted model, not a curated record. Lineage: Eukaryota; Metazoa; Chordata; Actinopteri; Perciformes; Serranidae. Gene Ontology annotation, cellular component: BRCA1-BARD1 complex; BRCA1-A complex. Gene Ontology annotation, biological process: protein K6-linked ubiquitination.